Molecule: messenger RNA, 1102 nt
Organism: Lactuca sativa (garden lettuce)
Lineage: Eukaryota; Viridiplantae; Streptophyta; Magnoliopsida; Asterales; Asteraceae
Product: protein MIZU-KUSSEI 1
Biological process (GO): hydrotropism
Source: RefSeq, a predicted model, not a curated record
UGGUCACCUUCUUUUGUCAGUAUUUUCACCCUUUUGAAUCACAUACUCCUUUCCCAAAGACCCCUUAAAGAAGAGAAAAAACCACAAGCUUUUUUCACAGCCUUCCAAGCUUUAAUCUUUUCAUCGAUACCCCAUUUGUUGUUUAGCUUUUGUUUCUUAAGAUGAGGUCAAUCAUGGCUGCAAAAACACCUCAAGAUACUUCCUUUUCCUUCUCACGAAGAUACUUCCACUGGAAAAAGAAGGUGGAAGACGAUGACGAUGAAGGAGAAACCCUCAACUUCAGAUCAUCAUCACUUGGAUGUGUCGUGACUGAGGAGGACCGGAAUCUUGACGACGACCUCAGCCUCCCUGUACCCCAGGCUGCACCCCGGAGGAAGAAACGUGGACUCAUGUCUGUUUCUAAGCUCCGAUCAGCUCUUACUUUUGGUAAAACCAAGUUAUCUCCUGGUUCUGGUCUAGGCAAGGGUACUAGAGUUGUCGGGACACUAUUUGGGUACAGACGUGGUCACGUCCACAUUGCGUUUCAAGAGGAUCCGAAGCUAGGCCCGGCUUUCCUGGUCGAGCUAGCCACCCCAACUAGCUUCCUGGUUCGAGAAAUGGCUUCGGGGUUGGUUCGUAUUGCGUUGGAGUGCGAUAAGAAGAGUCUGAAGAAGAGUUUUAAGCUGCUAGAAGAGCCACUGUGGAGGACAUACUGCAAUGGCAAGAAAUGUGGUUAUGCUAUGAGACGUGAUUGUGGACCUGAUGAAUGGAAGGUUUUUAAUUCUGUGGGACCGAUUACGAUGGGCGCCGGAGUACUGCCGGAGGGAGGCGGCGGUAGUGGUGGUGGUGGUGGUGAAGGGGAAUUGAUGUACAUGAGAGCAAGGUUUGAGAGGAUUGUGGGGUCGAAAGAUUCUGAAGCUUUUUACAUGAUGAAUCCAGAUAGCAACGGAGGACCAGAACUUAGUAUUUAUCUUAUCAGAGUUUGAGAUUUGGGUUGGAUUACUUGUUUAGAUUUCAAUCAAUGUUAAGUACUUAAGUCUUGGGAUUUCAGAUCAUCAACUUUCUUUCAUGUGGUUUUUUGCUCUCUUCUCUCAAUGAAAACUGGGGUUUUCUCUUUUACAAA